CCAUAUUUUUGGUUUAUAAACAAACCGCCUAUGAAAACUAACAAAACUGUAAAAUCACCGUCUAUCUUUGUCCUGUUUCAUCCAUAGAAAGAGGGUUUUUGCAGGGUUUACCAUUAAUCUUAUCACCAUUCACUCUUCCUUAAACAAUGGGUUCUUUGGAGAAUGGAACACCCAAACCAAUAGAUGAAGAAGAAGAACCAAUACUAAUGAAACAGACUCAGAGAUUCUGUAUGUUUCCAAUUCGAUACAAACAACUUUGGGAGAUGUACAAAAAGGCUGAAGCCAGUUUCUGGACCGCGGAAGAAGUAGAUCUUUCCUAUGACGUACACCAUUGGGCAACCUUGUCUGACUCCGAGAAGCACUUCAUAUCACAUGUUCUUGCUUUUUUUGCUACAUCCGAUGGAAUUGUUUUGGAGAAUUUGGCUGCAAGGUUUCUGAAUGAUGUUCAAAUCCCAGAGGCUCGAGCAUUCUAUGGGUUUCAGAUAGCCAUCGAGAAUAUUCAUUCUGAGAUGUAUAGUUUGCUGUUGGAGACAUAUAUUAAAGACUCAAUAGAGAAGCAUAAAUUAUUCAAUGCGAUUGAAAAUCUUCCUUGUGUUGCAAGGAAGGCUGAAUGGGCUUUGAGUUGGAUUAACAGUUCCACUUCAUUUGCGGAGAGGCUUGUUGGUUUUGCAUGUGUUGAAGGGAUAUUUUUCUCGGGAAGCUUCUGUGCCAUAUUCUGGCUUAAAAAGAGGGGAUUAAUGCCAGGUCUUACAUUCUCAAAUGAACUAAUCUCAAGAGACGAGGGUCUUCACUGUGAUUUUGCUUGCAUGUUAUACAGCUUGUUACUAAGAAAGCUCGACUAUGAACGUGUUCAAAAUAUUGUACACGAAGCUGUUGAAAUUGAAACUGAGUUUGUCUGUGACGCACUCCCUUGUGCUUUGAUUGGCAUGAACUCAAAGCUUAUGAGCCAAUACAUAAAAUUUGUUGCUGACAGGCUAUUGGUUUCCUUAGGGUGCACAAAAAAUUACAAAGUGGAAAAUCCCUUUGAUUGGAUGGAGUUUAUUUCUCUGCAAGGAAAGGCCAACUUUUUUGAGAGAAGGGUGGGUGAUUAUCAAAAGGCAUCUGUGAUGUCGAGUCUCCAAGAUGAUGGGAAGAACUUUGUUUUCAAACUUGAUGAGGAUUUCUAAACAUACAACUUCAAGUAUUAUUCAUAGGAUGAUGAUAAUGAAUCAAAACAUCAAUUUUUUUGUUUAUUAUCUUUGUCAAGUUACAGAUUAGCCUACACAUAUAGGUAAUUCCGAGCUGCUAUUAUCAAUUAGAGCACAUGUAUAAUAUUUAUUUGUUCUGUUGUAAGUUCCUAUACAGUAAUUAUACAUAUAAUAAGUUAAUAACAUCUUGAACUAUUAUAAUCUCCUUUUGUUCA
Messenger RNA from Vicia villosa (hairy vetch), 1402 nucleotides. RefSeq names its product ribonucleoside-diphosphate reductase small chain A. Lineage: Eukaryota; Viridiplantae; Streptophyta; Magnoliopsida; Fabales; Fabaceae. Bases 147 to 1166 code for a protein of 339 amino acids. Gene Ontology annotation, molecular function: oxidoreductase activity. The record is from RefSeq and is a predicted model, not a curated record. Gene Ontology annotation, biological process: deoxyribonucleotide biosynthetic process. The transcript is spliced from 9 exons.